AUGAGCCUGGAGAUUCGUGUGAUACUUAAUCUAAAGCUUGGCUUAAUCUGGUCUAAGCUUAAUAAGAUAUAUAGGCGGUGGUCUUUUGCGAUGAUGAAGAUGAUAUGUAUGAGGAUGAGGAAGCUUGGCCAUGGUCAAUCUAUCGUAUUUUAUGUGCCUGAAGAAAUCGAGACAAAAGUCCGAGCAUUAAGAACCUCCAAUGGCGAUAGUGGUGUAGACGAGCUAAUUACUGUCUUGGAUGUUCUCGCUUGGUCUAUCUCGGAGACUUGGAUCGAUAUUCGCCGGUUGUUUCCCAUCUGGGCAACGUAA
Clonostachys solani is the source of this 309-nucleotide messenger RNA. The record is from the annotation of a GenBank genome assembly. NCBI's taxonomy places the organism in Eukaryota, Fungi, Ascomycota, Sordariomycetes, Hypocreales, Bionectriaceae.